This is a messenger RNA of Gambusia affinis (western mosquitofish), 1237 nucleotides long. RefSeq names its product oxidized low-density lipoprotein receptor 1-like. The record is from RefSeq and is a predicted model, not a curated record. The transcript has 7 exons. Lineage: Eukaryota; Metazoa; Chordata; Actinopteri; Cyprinodontiformes; Poeciliidae. The coding region runs from base 111 to 1154 and encodes 347 amino acids.
UGUCUGGAGGCGGAGUGAUCCGAUGGUCAGUACAGCGGUCCUGGCGGCGAUUCCGUCCCGGAGUCUUCGGCUAUCUGGGAUCAGUGAAGAAGCUGAUUUCUGUUCACAGGAUGGACGGCAGCAGGGACAAUGGCUCCUAUCCUGCAAUCACUACUAACAUUCACAAAUAUUCUCAUGAAAGUGUGGAUGAUGUAGAGGAGGAAGCAGAAGAACCAUCAUCACCCUUUCGGUCCCGUCUGUAUUUGGCGGGUUUGGGGAUUUUUUGUAUCCUGCUAGCUGGAACAGCUAUCUACCUGAGCAUUAAGGUUAACAAGCAGCAGGAAGAUAUCAAUGACCUUAGAACAGAGAAAAGGAAACUGACUGAGCACGGAAAGAUAACAAAGAACCAGGAGCUGAGCCGAAUGAGCCAAGCAGGAGAGGAGCUGUUUCGAAAGAAGGAGGAGCUGAACCGUAUAAGAAAUACGCUGCAGCUAGUGAACGGAGACAGAGCGUUGCUGAGACGAGAGAUGGAGGAGCUGAGCCGAGAGACGGAGGAGCUGAGCCAAAAGAGAGAUGAGCUGAACCAGUUGUACAAAGAGAAAGAUGAGCUGAGCCAUGCAAGAGAUAAAUUAACCCAAGAGAUUAAAAGGCUGACCCAAGAGAGAGACAAGCUGAGCCAAGAGAGAGAAGAGCUGAAGGAAACUCUGGAAUUCAUCCAGAAGUUUGACACCUUUUCAGUUAAAGACAACUGCCCCAACAAAAGGUGUAAGCCGUGCCUGCAAAACUGGAUUCUCUUUAAGAAAAAAUGCUACCUGUUUUACGACAAACCAGCUCCUUGGAAGACCUGGGAACAAAGUCGAAGGUUCUGUCAGGAUAGAGGAGCAGAUUUGGUUGUAAUUGAUGAUCUGCAGGAGCAGAUAUUUGUCAACAAACACAUUAAAUAUUACUAUAGUAAACACCACGGAUACUGGAUAGGACUACAACAGGUUAACAACACCUGGACCUGGAUUGAUGGACAUGUAGACACUCUUGGGUUCUGGGUGAAGGAGGUCAGUUCAAAAACACAUGGAUUGAUACUCCCAAGAAAAGACGCCACUGAGAGCUGGGAACGUCAAGACAAAUGGUUUCAGAGCAAAUUCAUCUGUGAGCAAAACGCUCAACUGAGGUCCAACUGACUGACUGUUCCCUUAAAGUUUCAUGCAGGAGUGAUCAACUGUGUCAUGAAUUUCUAUAUAAAGUCAUCAUCACCUUAAUAAUC